AUGGCAGACCGCGCAGACUCUCUCAAGUCGGAGCUCACCACGGUGGAGAAGCAGCCCGUCGGCGACGAGAAGACGACGGAGGUGGGCAGGAAGAAGGGCUUUUUCGGACGAAUUCUGCAGAGCAAGCCUCCGCCGCCUCCGACUGGAGACAUUGAAAAUGCGGCUCCCAUUCCUGAGAUGACAGCGUCCUGGCUGUCCCUCCUGUUCUUCCAAUGGAUUACACCGAUCAUGUCCCUUGGCUACGCGCGUCCGCUAGAGCCCUCGGAUCUCUGGAAACUUCAGGACCACCGCAUGUCUGAGCAUACAGCCUCUCGUAUCGUCGACGCUUUUGAGCGACGACGCGUGAAGGCCGAGGAGUACAACAGGCGUCUCGCCGCGGGGGAGAUCAAGCCCCCGCUGCGCAAGCGCUUACUAUGGACCCUCCGUGGACACAGGGAGGAGCAGGAACGCAAGUGGAGGGAGGUCGACGGCAAGCGCACCCCCAGCCUCGCCAUGGCUCUCAGCGACUCGAUUUUCUGGUGGUUCUGGCUCGGCGGCAUCCUCAAGGUCAUCGGCGACACGGCCCAGGUGACCAGUCCCCUCCUCGUCAAGGCGAUCAUCAAGUUCGGCACGGAGUCGUACGCGGCGCACAUGCAAGGGGACAACAGCCUCGCUCCGCCGAUCGGCAAGGGCGUCGGGCUUGCGGUCGGACUGUUCCUUCUGCAAGUUGUGGCGUCGCUCUGCACCCAUCAUUUCUUCUACCGGGCCGCAUCAUCCGGCGUGCUGCUACGCGGUGGUCUCAUCACGGCGAUCUACUCGCGCUCGCUCAAGCUCACGAACAAGGCCCGGAGUACGCUCACGAAUGGGAAGCUCGUCAACCACAUCUCGACCGAUGUGUCGCGCAUCGACUUCUGCUGUGGUUUCUUCCAUAUGUCCUGGACCGCGCCAAUCCAGCUCGCCAUCUGUCUAGCGCUCCUCAUCAUCAACCUGGGACCGAGCGCCCUCGCCGGCUUCGCUCUCUUCUUCAUCGCCUCGCCCCUCCAAACCCAGACCAUGAAAGCGCUUUUCAAGCUUCGCAAGAAGAGCAUGGGCUGGACGGACAAGCGCGCAAAGCUUCUGCAGGAACUCCUUGGCGGUAUCAAGGUCAUCAAGGUGUUUAACUGGGAGGUGCCGUUCCUCCGCCGGAUCGAGGAGUACCGCAAGCGCGAGAUGGGGUACAUCCGCUCGCUGUUGAUCGCGCGGUCGGCCAACAAUGCGGCGGCGAUGUCGUUGCCGAUUUUGGCUUCGGUUCUGGCAUUUGUGACGUAUGGCCUCACGGGUCACGCGAUGAACGCUGCGAAUAUCUUCUCCUCGCUGACCCUCUUCCAACUUCUUCGGAUGCCGCUCAUGAUGCUGCCCAUGUCCCUCAGCACUAUCGCCGACGCCACGAACGCCGUCAACCGGCUCACCGAUGUCUUCACCGCGGAGACCUUCGGCGAGACGCAGAUCCACGACCACCAUAUCGAGGAGGCACUCGUAGCGGAGAAGGCGAGCUUCUCAUGGGACAGCCCGCCGCAGGAGGAAGAGCAGGCGAAGGGGAAGAAGGCGCGGAAGGCGGAUGCGAAGGAGGCGAAGAAAACCUCGCCAGCGGACUUGAAGAAGGCGGCCGAGGCAGCGGCGGACGAGAAGGCGAAGACUGACAAGGAGAAGGAGGAGCAGGUGUUCCAGGUGAAGGAUAUCAACAUGUCGAUUCCGAGAGGGCAACUUGUGGCCAUCGUGGGCUUGACGGGGUCGGGGAAGACGUCCCUCAUCCAAGGUCUGGUAGGCGAGAUGCGCAAGACGGAGGGCACUGUCAUCUGGGGUGGAUCAAUCAGCUACUGCCCGCAAAGUGCGUGGAUUCAGAACGCCACGAUCAGGGAGAACAUCUGCUUUGGCCAACCGUUCGAGGAGAAGAAGUACUGGGCUGCGGUCCGCGACGCUUGUUUGGAGCCUGAUCUCGAUAUGCUUCCGAACGGCGACAUGACGGAAGUCGGCGAGAAGGGCAUCUCCCUCUCCGGUGGUCAGAAGCAGCGCUUGAACAUCUGCCGUGCGAUCUACGCCGAUGCUGACAUCACCAUCUUCGACGAUCCCUUCUCCGCCCUCGACGCUCACGUCGGCAAGGCCGUCUUCCAAAAUGUCCUCAUGAACGGCCGCCUCGGCAAGACGCGCAUCCUCGUCACGCACGCCCUUCACUUCCUUCCGCAGGUCGACUACAUCUACACGGUCGCGAACGGGCGCAUCGUCGAGCGCGGUACCUACCCCGAGCUCAUGGCCAAUAACGGUGACUUCUCGCGGUUCGUCAAUGAGUUCGGGACGCAGGCGGAGGAGAAGGAGAAAGAAGAAGAGGAGGGGAUCGAGGAGGGCGCGGAGGGGGCAGUGAAGGGCAAGCCAGCGGAGGCGGCGGUGGUGAAGAUACCGAAGAAGAAUGUAGCGGGGCCGGGGAUCAUGCAGGAGGAGGAGAGGCGAACGGGCGCGGUGUCGGCGGGGAUCUAUGCGGAGUAUGCGAAGGCGGCGCAUGGGUACAUCGUGAUCCCGUUGCUUUUAGCGUCGUUGGUGCUCCUCCAGGGCGCCACGGUCAUCGGCUCUUACUGGCUUGUGUGGUGGCAACAGGAUACCUUCAAGCAGGGCGCAGGGUUCUACAUGGGCAUCUACGCUGGCCUUGGUGUCGGGCAGGCCAUUGCCAUGUUCUUCAUGGGCUGCUGCUUCGCCAUGCUCACCUACUUCUCCUCGCAACGCCUUCACAAAUGGUCCAUCCAGUCCGUCCUUCACGCGCCUAUGUCGUUCUUCGAGACUACACCACUUGGCCGCAUCAUGAACCGCUUCUCCAAGGACAUUGACACGAUCGACAAUACCCUCGGCGAGUCCAUUCGUAUGUUCGCGAACACGUUCUCCAGCAUCCUGGGCGCGAUCAUACUGAUUGCGAUUGUACUGCCGUGGUUCUUGAUUGCGGUUGGGGUCAUCCUGAUCAUCUAUUUGUACGCGGCGACGUACUACAGGGCGAGUGCGCGGGAGUUGAAGCGCCUGGACAAUGUCUUGCGGUCUUCCGUGUAUGCCCACUUCUCGGAAAGUUUGUCCGGUCUGGCGACCAUCCGCGCCUAUGGCGAGGCCGAGCGAUUCAAGGAGGACAACGAGAAGCGCGUGAACAUUGAGAACAGGGCGUACUGGCUUACUGUCACGAACCAGCGUUGGCUCGGUAUCCGUCUUGAUGCUAUGGGUGCGACGUUGACUUUUGUCGUCGCGAUGCUUGCCGUUGGGACUCGCUUCUCGAUAUCGCCUUCGCAGACCGGUGUUGUGCUCUCGUACAUCCUCAGCGUCCAGCAAGCGUUCGGAUGGCUUGUCCGUCAAUGGGCUGAAGCGGAGAACGACAUGAGCUCGGUAGAGCGUCUUGUGCACUAUGCGCGCGAGAUCGAGCAGGAGCCAGCACACUACAUCCCAGAGAGCAAGCCGCCCGCGCCGUGGCCGUCGAAGGGCGAGAUCGAGAUGAAGGACAUCGUCAUGAAGUAUCGCCCGGAGCUGCCUGCGGUGGUGAAGGGUGUGUCGAUGAAGAUCGCGUCCGGCGAAAAGAUUGGCAUUGUCGGCCGUACGGGUGCUGGAAAGUCGUCGAUCAUGACGGCCCUCUUCCGUCUGGUGGAGCUCACCUCUGGGUCCAUUGUCAUCGACGGCGUCGAUAUCUCCACUGUUGGCUUGGCCGACCUUCGUAGUGGGCUCUCCAUCAUCCCGCAGGACCCAUUGCUAUUCUCCGGAACCCUUCGCUCGAACCUGGAUCCCUUCGGCCAACACGACGAUGCUAGAUUAUGGGAUGCGCUCAAGCGAUCGUAUCUGGUUGAGUCCGAGAAGGCUGUUCAUGAGGAUGAUGGCCCUGAGGGCGCUCGUACACCAGUCAACCGGUUUUCAUUGGACUCUAUCGUUGAGGAUGAGGGGAACAACCUAUCCAUUGGACAGCGGUCACUGGUUUCAUUGGCUCGUGCGCUCGUGAAGGACACUAAUAUCCUCAUCCUCGAUGAAGCUACAGCGUCCGUCGACUACGAGACAGAUAGGAAUAUCCAGGAUACCAUCGCACGCGAGUUCAGGGACCGCACCAUCCUCUGCAUUGCUCAUCGUCUGCGCACUAUCAUUGGGUAUGACCGCAUAUGCGUCCUCGAUGCUGGUCAGAUAGCGGAGUUCAACAGCCCCGCCGCUCUGUUCGAGAAGUCGGAUGGCAUCUUCAGGAGCAUGUGCGAGCGCUCGAGUAUCACCCUCGAGGACAUCAAAAUGGCCGCGAAGAGUCGAAUAAACGACGAAGAUUUAUGAAUACUACGCCAUUGCUACGACUGAAAGAUCAUAGAGGAUAUUGAUCCACGGCUGUAUCAUCAUUUCUCGGGCUGUAUACACGGGAGGGAUUUAAGGCAUC
Schizophyllum commune H4-8 is the source of this 4387-nucleotide messenger RNA. RefSeq lists its product as uncharacterized. The record is from RefSeq and is a predicted model, not a curated record. NCBI's taxonomy places the organism in Eukaryota, Fungi, Basidiomycota, Agaricomycetes, Agaricales, Schizophyllaceae. Gene Ontology annotation, cellular component: membrane. Gene Ontology annotation, biological process: transmembrane transport. Gene Ontology annotation, molecular function: ATP hydrolysis activity; ATP binding; ABC-type transporter activity. The transcript is spliced from 16 exons. Bases 1 to 4287 code for a protein of 1428 amino acids.